AUGCUUGAAACAGACAGAUCGCUUGCUAGAGGGUUUGUAGCAGGUGCUCGGCGCGCCGUGUGCCUGGAGGCUUCAGGUUCAGCGUCGCGUUUGUUUGGGCAGCUGUCUGUGAGGCGGAUGGCGGCGGUGGCGUGCGCAGAGUUCCUGGGCUUGGGCCUGGUCGUCUUCCUGGGCUGCAUGUCCGCCGUGGUCACGCCAGAUGGCGAGCCGGAGCUCGUACAGGUCGCGCUCGCGUUCGGCUUUGCCGUCGUCGCUGCAGUGAAGUUCACCCAUCAAGUUUCAGAGGGCCACCUGAACCCAGCCGUGACACUGGGAGCAGCACUGCGUGGUGACAUCACACUACCAGCCGCUGCUGUCUACAUCAUCGCUCAGCUCGCUGGAAGCUCUCUGGCCUAUGGCCUUCUACUGGCUGUGAUGCCCGAGUCUGUAACAUGUGAUUGCACCACAGUGCCCAAGAAAGGCUGUACAGAGGCGCAGGCUUUCGGCAUCGAGGCAAUGGGUGCCACCGGGCUUGUGAUGACUGCACAUGCCAUCUGGGACCGCCGUAACCGGGGCACUGGUGAUGCAGCACCUGUGAAGCUAGGUCUGCUGGUUUCUAGCUAUGCCUUGGCCUCUGGCCAUUACACUGGAGGCAGCAUGAACCCAGCCCGCACUUUUGGUCCUGCCAUCUGGCACAACAUCUGGGAUGGACAUUGGGUGUACUGGGUUGGCCCCAUGACUGGUUCAGUAUUGGCGUCCCUAGUCUACCUGACAGUAUUUGAAGAUCACCGUGCUUCACAACCUGCUCAGCAUAAGAAGGCUGGGAUUGUUGAAGUUUCCACUGUCUGCAGAGAUGGUAUAUGAAACAAGUACCUCCCAGGAGCUGUACGAACACGCAAGAAUGAACCAGUAUAUCUCUGGUACUGUUGCCAAGAAUGUGUGAUACAUGUUACGAUACCCAAAGGACAAGUAUAGCUUGUUUAAGUACCAACAAAAAGUUACAGCAGAAUGGCAAUAAUCACAAGAACACUCAGAAUUACUAUGAUGGGUAUUUCAUAUAAAAUAUAUUCACAACUAUCUCUCAUUAACAGUUCUUGGCAUCUCUUUUUGGAUUUGGUACUCUGAAUAGAAAGUAUAUGUAGGUUCUUUUCUUCAUCAGUGAAACUGCAAGUUUAUUCGUUUGUUGCUAUUUCAUCAAACAUUCAUUAUUUCAAAAUCAAUGAUAAUGUGGCAGCAUAUGGGCUACAUUUAUGUAAGCAACUGAUGUGAAAGUCUUGAGACUCUUGUAAAUAAAUAAAAUAAAAUCAAAUAGCAAGUCAGUCCCAAAAAUACGUAUAAAUUGUUGCACAACAAUCAGAACAAACAGUUUGGAUUAAUAUUUGUAAGCUGCCUGAUAAACCUGUUGUGAAGUAUCUUUCUGGACUGUUCUCAGAGAAAGAUAAUACAAUCACACAAAUUGUAGUUGCUUCCAUCAUUCAGCAUUUAUUCCAAUUUACUGGAUAAGAAAUAUCAUACAGCAUAUUAGAAAUUCACAAUACCUUUCGAAACAGGUAGAACAGGGACCAACAAGAACUCUGCUUGCAUGCGGUGCUUGUGCACACGUGCCAGGCUCUCUUCUGCAUACUUUCCCCUCUACCACAUCAUGUUGCCUCAAUGGGAAGGGGGAGUGGAUAGAAUUCAAAAGCACCGCAUGCAUAAUGCAGAUCUGUUUCAUAUUUCUCAACGAAAUAGAUCACAAAGAAAACAACUUUUGGUAUUAUUUAAUUAUUUUUGGCACAAUGAGGACAUGAUAAAAUUUAUAUUUGGCACAAACUGUUGGCGUACACACAGGUGCAGAGAAUUUCAUAGAUUUUCAGCACUCAGGUUGCCAUGUAAUCAAGACAUACUUAGUUUCAUAAUAGAAAAAAGCCUUUCAUGUGCAUAACUUGAUUGGAACACUGAUAUCACAUUUGCAACCUAAUUAUGUAAAUGUAGAAAAACUUCCUGAGGAAAACAAUUUAGAACUCCAGAACAGUUUUAACAUAAAAGAAUUUGUCUUUUAAAUCGAAAUUACACUGUGGAGUGACCAGUUCCAUCUGCAGAUGCACAUGUGCACUUUCAACUGAAAUGGCAAACAGUCUUGGAAAAAGCUCAAAAACAGAUGUAAGGUUGGCACUGUCCUCAAACAUUGAGAAACGUAUUCCUGGAAUUCUUUCAACAACACAGUUGUCAAAAUUCUUUAAUGCCAGUGAGCUCAGCGAAAUGAAUGGUCAUCCUUGUCAGAAGUUGUUCCUUCCAAAAUGCGAUUUUCUUUUUAAAUGCAUCCACGUUCACAAUGAAAUCAAAAGUAUGUUGCUUCUUACCUUUCAGCGUCUUACUCAAGACAGUCUGCAGUUAACUCUGUUAAAAAAGAAAUGUCUGCAAGCCAUUCUGUGUUGUAACCACAACCAACAGCGGGAACGCCUUGGGCUGCGGAUUGGAGCCGCCAGGUGGGGAGGCUGCCGGCGGUGGAGCACGCACCACCGGGUAAACACAGGACGAGUCGGACGACAGACCAACGACAACCGACAACGGCCGACUAUGAGCGACACAACAAGGAAGAGAUAAACGGAGGCUUGUGGAAACCACAACACCAAACACCAAACGUAAAUCCACUCGGAACCAGAGCCAUGCAAAUGUCAACGUGCAAUGACCAGAACGCAGUACCGCCGAGAUAGAAAUGAAAUCCAGAGCGAGUACCAGACUGACUGGACUAGGGCAGAGCGGGUCCCUAUAUACGAAACUGGAGGGAGCGGCUAUUGGCUGCUGUCUGCACGUGGCUUAGCGGUGGCGCCCUCGC
This is a messenger RNA of Schistocerca cancellata (South American locust), 2797 nucleotides long. RefSeq lists its product as uncharacterized. Gene Ontology annotation, molecular function: water channel activity. The record is from RefSeq and is a predicted model, not a curated record. The transcript has 6 exons. Lineage: Eukaryota; Metazoa; Arthropoda; Insecta; Orthoptera; Acrididae. Gene Ontology annotation, cellular component: plasma membrane. Bases 1 to 843 code for a protein of 280 amino acids. Gene Ontology annotation, biological process: transmembrane transport.